GGGACGGAUGGUGAGGGAAAGGUGGUUCGGCCAAUGGGACGGCGAGGAUGGAGCGGCUUCCGGUUCCGGGGGUAUAAAAGGAAGGGAGCGGGGCGGGGCUGGGCAGUCGGAGGCGAGGCGGCGGCGGCGCAGGUGCAUUCAGCAUGGCAGACGAGGAGAUCGCUGCCCUCGUGGUGGACAAUGGCUCAGGCAUGUGCAAGGCGGGCUUCGCGGGGGAUGACGCUCCCCGGGCCGUGUUCCCCUCCAUCGUGGGGCGCCCCCGGCACCAGGGCGUGAUGGUGGGCAUGGGGCAGAAGGACAGCUACGUGGGUGACGAGGCGCAGAGCAAGAGGGGCAUCCUCACCCUGAAGUACCCCAUCGAGCACGGCAUCGUCACCAACUGGGACGACAUGGAGAAGAUCUGGCACCACACCUUCUACAACGAGCUGCGCGUGGCCCCGGAGGAGCACCCGGUGCUGCUCACCGAGGCUCCCCUCAACCCUAAAGCCAACCGGGAGAAGAUGACCCAGAUCAUGUUCGAGACCUUCAACACCCCGGCCAUGUACGUGGCCAUCCAGGCCGUGCUGUCGCUCUACGCCUCCGGCCGCACCACCGGCAUCGUGAUGGACUCCGGCGACGGCGUCACCCACACCGUGCCCAUCUACGAGGGCUACGCGCUGCCCCACGCCAUCCUGCGCCUCGACCUGGCCGGCCGUGACCUCACGGACUACCUGAUGAAGAUCCUGACGGAGCGAGGCUACAGCUUCACCACCACGGCCGAGAGGGAGAUCGUGCGGGACAUCAAGGAGAAGCUGUGCUACGUCGCCCUGGACUUCGAGCAGGAGAUGGCCACGGCCGCCUCGUCCUCCUCGCUGGAGAAGAGCUACGAGCUGCCCGACGGGCAGGUGAUCACCAUCGGCAACGAGCGGUUCCGCUGCCCCGAGGCCAUCUUCCAGCCCUCCUUCCUGGGCAUGGAGUCCUGCGGCAUCCACGAGACCACCUUCAACUCCAUCAUGAAGUGCGACGUGGACAUCCGCAAGGACCUGUACGCCAACACCGUGCUGUCGGGCGGCACCACCAUGUACCCGGGCAUUGCCGACAGGAUGCAGAAGGAGAUCACGGCCCUGGCGCCCAGCACCAUGAAGAUCAAAAUCAUCGCCCCGCCGGAGCGCAAGUACUCCGUCUGGAUCGGCGGCUCCAUCCUGGCCUCCCUCUCCACCUUCCAGCAGAUGUGGAUCAGCAAGCAGGAGUACGACGAGUCCGGCCCCUCCAUCGUCCACCGCAAGUGCUUCUAGAGGGGCUGCUGGCAGCCACCCGGGGCGCCCCCACUCCCCCCUGUGAGGAGGAGGAGGUGCUGCAGGUCUUCGGGGAGCUCUCCCUUUGCUUCGGACCACUCUUGUUUGACUGUUGGUGUCCUAAUCUGGUGAGGUACCGAGUAGUAACGAGCAGUAAGCAUUUUAACGGCCCUGCCACGAUUCGGCCAGUUUGUGACUAGAGGUUUGGUUUUGUUUUUAGCAGAGGAAGCGCAGCAACCCCUCAGGCUGAGGUUCAGGGGCUGGCGGCUCCUCCUGGUAGCUGCGCUGAGGCUCUGAAGGUAGAGGGAGGGUUGUUCACGUUUCCUGUGUAACACUAAUAGGAUGACACUAAAGUAGGCUCGUCACCUUUAGGUUUGUCCACCUUUAGGUUUGUCACAACUGACUUAUUUGUAGGAAAACAAAUAAAACAUUAGUCUUAAAACUA
This is a messenger RNA of Anas platyrhynchos (mallard), 1719 nucleotides long. RefSeq names its product actin, cytoplasmic type 5. The record is from RefSeq and is a predicted model, not a curated record. NCBI's taxonomy places the organism in Eukaryota, Metazoa, Chordata, Aves, Anseriformes, Anatidae.